Messenger RNA from Drosophila pseudoobscura, 2505 nucleotides. RefSeq names its product LisH and WD40 domain-containing Lis-1 (gene Lis-1). The record is from RefSeq and is a predicted model, not a curated record. Gene Ontology annotation, cellular component: neuronal cell body; neuron projection; kinetochore. Lineage: Eukaryota; Metazoa; Arthropoda; Insecta; Diptera; Drosophilidae. Gene Ontology annotation, biological process: retrograde axonal transport; establishment of mitotic spindle orientation; germ cell development. Gene Ontology annotation, molecular function: dynein complex binding; microtubule plus-end binding. Bases 191 to 1426 code for a protein of 411 amino acids. The transcript is spliced from 8 exons.
UUUAUCGACAAAUCCGCGGUCACACCGAGCUCUAGUCCGCUGCUUCACAAACAAUUGUCAAAAAAAAAGAUAAAUAAAAUCAAAAUAAGUAUAAAUAUAAUAUAUGAAUUACAAAAUUGGUAACUGCACGAAUUGAAAACGGAAAAAGCGACCAAAAAAGACCAGAAAACUAGCCAAAUCGGAGAACAGUAUGAAAAUGGUGUUGUCGCAGCGGCAGCGCGAGGAGCUUAACCAAGCGAUUGCCGAUUAUCUAGGCUCAAAUGGCUACGGCGACUCACUUGAGACCUUUCGCAAGGAGGCCGAUGUCAGCACAGAGUCAGAGAAGAAGUUUGGCGGUCUACUGGAGAAGAAGUGGACAUCGGUCAUACGGUUACAGAAGAAAGUGAUGGAACUUGAGGCUAAGCUUACCGAAGCUGAGAAGGAGGUUAUCGAGGGGGCGCCCACAAAGAACAAACGCACUCCCGGCGAAUGGAUACCUCGCCCACCAGAGAAGUACUCUCUGACUGGUCAUCGAGCCAGCAUAACGAGGGUUAUAUUUCACCCAAUUUUUGGCCUCAUGGUUUCAGCAUCGGAAGAUGCCACCAUUAAGAUUUGGGAUUUUGAAACCGGCGAGUAUGAGCGCAGUCUAAAAGGACAUACCGACUCUGUGCAGGACGUGGCAUUCGAUUCUCAGGGCAAGCUCUUGGCUUCCUGCAGCGCUGACUUGUCCAUUAAGUUGUGGGAUUUCCAGCAGAGCUACGAAUGUGUUAAAACAAUGCAUGGUCACGAUCACAAUGUAUCAUCGGUGGCCUUUGUGCCCGCUGGCGACUAUGUUCUGUCUGCUUCACGUGAUCGAACCAUCAAAAUGUGGGAGGUGGCCACCGGAUACUGCGUGAAGACAUAUACAGGCCAUAGGGAGUGGGUACGAAUGGUGCGAGUGCACAUUGAGGGCAGCAUCUUUGCCACAUGCUCAAAUGAUCACACAAUACGUGUUUGGCUGAUGAAUUCAAAAGACUGCAAGGUUGAAUUACGCGAUCAUGAGCACACCGUGGAGUGCAUUGCCUGGGCUCCGGAAGCCGCAGCAUCAGCGAUAAACGAAGCAGCCGGAGCGGACAACAAGAAAGGUCACCACCAGGGCCCAUUCCUUGCAUCCGGUUCUCGAGAUAAAACUAUACGCAUUUGGGAUGUGAGCGUCGGACUGUGCCUGCUCACGCUGAAUGGCCAUGACAAUUGGGUGCGUGGCUUGGCAUUCCAUCCUGGUGGCAAGUAUUUGGUGUCGGCCAGUGAUGACAAGACCAUCAGGGUCUGGGACUUGCGGAACAAGCGAUGCAUGAAGACGCUCUACGCACAUCAGCAUUUCUGCACCUCCAUAGAUUUUCACAAGGCGCAUCCGUACGUCAUCAGCGGCAGUGUGGAUCAAACAGUUAAGGUCUGGGAGUGUCGUUAAAGCAAAGUUAACUCAGCAAAACUUUUGCUUACUUCUCAAUUUAAACAUAAAGCUAUUAUAAUAAAUCACACACCACACACACAUACAAAAACAACAAAAAAAAAACAGUCUCGGCCACCUCCAGCAAGUUUAUUUUCUAGACGCUUUCAGUGUCAGCGUCCGUGAGCAAAAUGAACAUAGUGUAUUUUAAACCCGAAUGCAAAAUCGCGAAAAGAAUUAUUUAUUUAAUUGUACGCCCUUCUAACUAACUAUGUAACUACCUAUCUACUAUAUAAAAAGUACAUAUACGUUAAUGCCUAUGCAUAUACACCUACGAUUAUUAUUAUCGUUUAAUGUAAUGCUGUCUGGUCGGUCGACCCUUCGCUAAUCCCAAGCAGCGGCUCGCUAAGCAAUACAGGCACACGCUGAAAUUUACGUCUAUACUUGAAUGAUGAAUGGAAACGGAGUAUUGGCAAUUGUACAACCAAAUAUAUUCAUCUGAAAAAUGUUCCAGUAGAUAAAUAUUGAUUUUCCACCCACACACACAAUCAGAAAGAUUAAAUUGAUGUUGUUGAAAGUGUUUAAAGGUUUGCUAAUGAAGCAUAGUAAUGUUAUGCGAAGAGAAGGAAAGUAUUUCAACGAUUUACGAAAACUUUGAAUUUGAAAUUGGAAUUACUUGAUUUAUAUACAAUUUUUACCAUAAAUGAGGUAAUUUUUACGAUAAAACAGUUUGCUUCUUUUCACCGUAUUCACUCUGCUCUGUUUUGAGUUCUUUUUUGAGAGAGAAGGAUCUAACAAAAAACAAAAUCUAUUAAAAUGCUUACAUGUUUAAGUUGGCUUUAAGUUCAAAAUAUGAUUUACGUUUACGGUUUACAUAGUAGAAAAAUGCUGCAAAUUUAUAUUAAUAGUUUUUAUAAGUGCAAACGCAAAUAUAUAUAUAUAUUAAUAUUAUACUAUACAUAUUUAUUUGUGGAAAAUUGAAAAAUUCAUAUACAACCGUGCAAGAGAAACAAAAAGCAGAAAAAAAGAAUACAACUAUGGAUAUAAAGAAAACGAUAUACUGGAAUCAAUAAAAAACUUGCUUCUUUAAGAAACCGAAA